Molecule: messenger RNA, 946 nt
Organism: Triplophysa dalaica
Lineage: Eukaryota; Metazoa; Chordata; Actinopteri; Cypriniformes; Nemacheilidae
Gene: foxq2
Product: forkhead box Q2
Exons: 3
Coding region: 200-946 (248 amino acids)
Biological process (GO): regulation of transcription by RNA polymerase II; cell differentiation; anatomical structure morphogenesis
Molecular function (GO): RNA polymerase II cis-regulatory region sequence-specific DNA binding; DNA-binding transcription factor activity, RNA polymerase II-specific
Source: RefSeq, a predicted model, not a curated record
UUUAUGGAGGAUUUUUAGGCUGUUUUAUCAAACAGCUUGUUUUUGAGUCCCAACAACACCAAGGACUAAUCUUUGACAGAACAUUUCAAAAGGCCGGCACGUCGAUCGAAGACAAAGAAACAUGAACCAGGACAUUGUAUGAACUAGGAUCGGACAUCUGAAUCUACAUUCAACCAUCAGAUUCCAAGAUUUAACAACAAUGGAGGAUAAGAAGUCAAGCCGUAGUGAUCAAGAACAAUUGGGGCUUCACUUCACUAUUGACUACCUGUUGUACGAUAAAGGACGCAAGACUGACCGAGUGAAUCCAGAGGACCGUUCCCUUCCAUCUGAAGGUCUUCGAGCCAAAGUCAAAGAACGAAGUGAAGAAACUCUCCCAAAACUGGAUAGUGGAAAAUCCAAGGACCAGAAAAAUGAAGAGAAUGGAAGUGAAGAGGAACAAGAAAAGCAGAAUGCGAAGACUGAAGGAACAGAGGAGAAACCAACCCAGUCCUACAUUGCUCUCAUUUCAAUGGCCAUCCUGGAAUCAGAAGAGAAGAAGCUGCUGCUUUGUGAUAUUUACCAGUGGAUCAUGGAUCGCUACCCUUACUUCAAAAGCAAGGAAAAGAACUGGAGAAACAGUGUCAGACACAAUCUUUCUUUGAACGAGUGCUUCAUCAAAGCCGGUCGCAGUGACAACGGUAAGGGCCAUUUCUGGGCUAUUCAUCCGGCCAACUUUCAAGAUUUCUCCAAUGGUGACUACCACCGACGCCGGGCCCGGAGGAGGAUCCGCAGGGUAACGGGACAGCUUCCCUUCGCACUGCCUGCACAUUAUCAGACCCUCAGUCGCCUAAAACGGAUGCCUUGCUGGUGCUGUCCAACGACCCGUCCACUUAUGUGUGUCACACCCAGAGUUUACAUGAGCUGGGCUGCAGACUUCAGACACCCACAAAAUCCCUUCAUACACUGA